UCUCUUUGGUUUUUGUUUUGUCCACAGAAAGUUAAUUUUCCUGUAGAUUCGGGAAAAUUAUAAAAUUUUCAAUAAAAUUUGGUGUUAAAUUCCUACGAAAUUAUGUUAAAUAUAAUUAAACGUUGCUAUAAUCCCAAAAUAUGUGUAAAUACCUCUAUGUACGCCAGAUAUUUCAGCAGCAAGAGUGUGCCCGGCUCCCAAGCUGCCAUACCAUCAUUUGAAGAUUUUGUGCUGAAACAUCAGGAAGAAGCAACACGCAGUGUGGUGGUUCAAGUUAGUUCGGAAAAAUCAUUCCCAGAGUUAUACAACUAUUGCCGCGAUUUUGGCAAUAUUGUGGGCGCUUUUCAUUAUUGUGUGCGUCAUGAUGAUAUACAACACUAUAUACUAUUGGAAUAUGAAAAUGCCCAACAAGCCUCGGCAGCCAUUGAUUCUUCGGCCUAUAAUGAAGAUCUUACUGGAGUGCCAGUAAGAUCACCCUUUCUGUGGUUUAGAGCCACAGGCCGUAAAACAGUGCAACGAGACACUGUCUCUGGGACAAAAACAAAUUUGUCCAUUUUGGAUGGCAAUCGAAUAAUGGAGACAGAGACCUUGGAUUCGAUGUUAAAAGGCGCUGAAAAUAUAGAGCAACAGAUAUCUCUUUUGUAUGAGAACACAAAAUUAAACGACUUGGGCAUAAGGCUGCGUUUUCUGGCUGCCUCGCAAGUACAACAGGCUAUUUCGGGAAUGUUUCCUCUAGCCAAAGCAUUACCGUUUGGAUCAUCGGUGAAUGCUUUUGGUAAGAUGGGCUGUGAUCUAGAUUUAAUUUUGCGCUUAGACGAGGAAUACAAGGGACCUGAUGCCAAAAAGCGACCAGAAUCACGUUUGGUAUUUCACACCAAAGAGAAUUUGACAAAUGGACGCUCGCAGACACAAAGACAAAUGGAAAGUAUUGGUGAUAUGUUGCAUUUAUUUUUGCCCGGGGUGUGUCACGUAAGGAGGAUACUGCAAGCCAGAGUGCCAAUCAUCAAGUACCACCAUGAGCAUCUAAAUUUGGAAAUUGACUUGUCAAUGAGUAAUCUUUCUGGUUUCUACAUGUCCGAACUUUUGUUUAUGUUUGGCGAAUUUGAUGAACGCGUUAGACCUCUGACAUUCUGCAUACGACGUUGGGCCCAAACGUGUGGCCUGACUAAUCCUUCGCCUGGCCGUUGGAUAUCCAACUUCUCGCUAACCUGUUUGGUUAUAUUCUUUUUGCAGCAGGCCAAACAGCCCAUAUUGCCCGCCAUAAAUACUCUGAUAAGAUCGGCCACACCCGAUGAUAUACGUGUCACCGAGGAUGGCAUUAACUGCACAUUUGCUCGCAAUUUCCAAGCCAUAGGCUUUCGCAGCAACAAUUCCUGCAGCAUAGGCGAAUUGCUAUUGCAGUUCUUUGAGUUCUAUUCCCAAUUCGAUUUCCAAAAUAAGGCAAUUUCUCUAAAUGAAGCGCGAGCCCUCUCCAAGCCUGAUCAUUCUGCCUUGUACAUAGUAAAUCCCUUGGAACCCUUGCUGAAUGUCAGCAAAAAUGUAAGCCUAGAAGAGUGUGAGCGUUUGCGCAUAGAAGUACGCAAUGCCGCUUGGGUCCUCGAAUCAGAGGUGGAAAAUCAGCAUCAUGUGGAUUUUGAUAAUAAAGAACAAGAGCCCUGGGGUCUGCUGAACUUGUUUAAGACUCCCGAUAAAACCAUAAUAAGGCCAAAUAUGUUUUUCAAACCUCGCAUCAUAGAGGUUAGUGAAUUGUUUGAUCAUAACGAAUCCCCAACGCCUUCACCUGCAAAACCACAGACGGCGUCUACAAAUACCGUAACUUCAACCGGCCUGGUCUUCAAAAACGCUCAAGUGAAACAAAAAAUCGAAAGCAUAAAAUCCAAUGCUAGGCAAGAUGUAAAACAAAUGCGUUUGAAUUCUUCGGCAGGUAUACAAACGUCAACAACUUCGAAUAAAUCACCGUCAUCCUCCAAAGGUUCCAAACGCAGUAGAUGAGUAACCUAGAUUACCUCUCCAACUGCCUAAAUCUGUCUGAGUAUCUUAGUAUUAAGAUUUUCUUAAAAAUAAAUAAAAAAUAUUUGUUUUUUAGUUUUAAGUUAAUUGGCUUUUCCCUUUUCUAACCAUAAGACAUUUCAAAACCAAGAGACUAGAGAUUUUGU
This is a messenger RNA of Stomoxys calcitrans (stable fly), 2156 nucleotides long. It is a transcript of the gene MTPAP, whose product is annotated as poly(A) RNA polymerase, mitochondrial. The coding region runs from base 103 to 1992 and encodes 629 amino acids. Gene Ontology annotation, biological process: mitochondrial mRNA polyadenylation. The transcript has 3 exons. The record is from RefSeq and is a predicted model, not a curated record. Lineage: Eukaryota; Metazoa; Arthropoda; Insecta; Diptera; Muscidae. Gene Ontology annotation, molecular function: poly(A) RNA polymerase activity.